AUGUCGAUUCAGCCCCGCACCUUUCCGACCGAUGGCUUCGUUACCCUCCCAAAACAUGAAAAGUUCGAGGAGGAGAGACUCAUUGGCUACAAAGCAGAAAAGUUCUAUCCCGUUCGACUGGGGGAGGUCUUUGAGGCGAGGUACCAGGUCGUCGCAAAGCUGGGCUUUGGCACCGCCUCCACUGUCUGGCUCUGCCGGGAUCUGCAUGAAAACGCCCUGGUCACUCUCAAGGUCUGCAUCAUCGGAGAGGAUGCUACACAAGAGUUAAUGAUUUCUCGCCAUAUCAAAUCCAUCGACACGGAUCACCCUGGUAAGGGCAAGCUGCGUGUAUCGCUGGACGACUUCCAUAUCAAAGGACCUUGUGGAUCUCAUCAAUGUCUGGUUUUCGAGACACUAGGCCCUACCUUAACCAGUCUGCGAGAUUUGUUUGAUGACAGGGCUCUCCCAAAGACACUUUUGCAGAAAUUCUUGUUCGUGAUUGUGACGGCCUUGGACUUCAUGCACCAGGCGGGGGUGGUACAUACAGAUCUAUCGCCCAACAACAUCCUUGUCGGCACCAACGCUAUCGCAGUAUCCAAGGUCGAGCAGGCCGAACAAGAUAGCCCGUCGCCGCGGAAGAUUCUAGCGGAUCGCACCAUCCAUCUUUCCUAUGACAUGCCAACGACCUACGAAGCGCCGGUUAUUACCGAUUUCGGCGCUGCUCGCUUGGGGGAACCGGAGCAGAAGUACUCUGGCGACGUCAUGCCAGGUGUUUAUCGAGCGCCUGAGAUUAUUGCUGGGACAGAAUGGGACUCGAAGAUCGACAUCUGGUCCGUUGGAGUCAUGAUUUGGAGCCUGUUCGAAAGCCGAAAUCUCUUCUAUGCCGUCAAGGACGGCCAUCUCAACGACGAGCUCCACUUUGCUGAAAUGGUCUCUCUCAUGGGACCUCCACCAAAGGAGUUUUUGCUUCGCUGCGAUCGAAGUCGUCAGUACUGGGAUUCGGAAGGUAACUGGAUUGCUGAGACACCGAUUCCCGACCAAACUCUUGAGACGCGUGAGACACGUCUGGAGGGCGAGGACAGAGCACUGCUCCUCGCUCUCGCUCGCAAGAUUUUUCGUUGGCUUCCGGAAGAGAGGCCGUCAGCACAGGAUCUCUACGAUGAUGAAUUCCUUACCCAGUUUGUGUCCAAGGACGAGCCAGGCACUUCUUAA
Molecule: messenger RNA, 1191 nt
Organism: Fonsecaea pedrosoi CBS 271.37
Lineage: Eukaryota; Fungi; Ascomycota; Eurotiomycetes; Chaetothyriales; Herpotrichiellaceae
Exons: 5
Coding region: 1-1191 (396 amino acids)
Biological process (GO): protein phosphorylation
Molecular function (GO): ATP binding; protein kinase activity
Source: RefSeq, a predicted model, not a curated record